Oppiella nova is the source of this 1281-nucleotide messenger RNA. NCBI's taxonomy places the organism in Eukaryota, Metazoa, Arthropoda, Arachnida, Sarcoptiformes, Oppiidae. The record is from the annotation of a GenBank genome assembly.
AAUUAUUUAGUAAUUUAAUUUCUAUUUAGUUUUAAUGUAUAAAUACAAAAUUAUUUAGACUUUAUUAUAAAUAUCAAGCUAUACUCGUACUCUAUCUGUGUUACUAAUAUUAAUAAUAAAAAUAAAUAAGUGGACAAAUAUUUUAGUGACAUAUCAUCACCGGUGAGCACAUGAUAAUGAUCUGUCCCAUACAAUUGAGGACCAAUUGGUUUCAACCAAAUGCAAUACCCGUGGCGUCUGUCAGACUUGAGCACAAUUGGCUCAUAUGUCGACAGAUUAUUGUAUUCGCCGGCAAUAUAUUGAGUCUCAUUUACGGCCUAAUGAUUGUGGUUGUGUUGAAUUGGUUGGACACGGAAUCGGCUAAACAGUUGCCCCAUUUGGCCAAACACCCCCUCGACAGCGACUAUUGGACCGCCUAUUAUAUAAUCGCUUUCUCUCUCAUCGGAAGCAUUUCAAUGAUUAUCAAAAGUAAUUUCGGGGCGUGUUUGGACGCUUUAUUCAUGGACUUGGAUGAUAGAAAUCAGGAUAACGAGAACCAGAGGGACAUACAAAUUAUAAACACUGAACACAACUCGCAAACACUUUUGGACGAAAUGAUAGACCACUUGAAGAUGAAACUAACUUUACUGAAGAAUUGCUUGAGAUAUGGUCCGGUGCUCACGUUUAACGUAUUACUGGCGCUGAUGAUCAUACCCUAUGAACUAUCAAUAGCUAAGAGUGGUGUGACAUAUUGUCUCGAGAAUUGUUCCCAACAUUGGAUCACUGCUCAGCAGAAGAAGAAUUACGUACUGCUUAUGGAUCUGUGCCUAACGGUGCUGGUCGUGUCGGUCAUCUUAAUUCAAUUGUGUGUUAUUGUGUAUAAUUGCGAUCUCAUAAAGACAUCGAUUGACAAGAAGUCAUUUGUCUCGCGAUUCCGUCGUAUACUCCACCGCAUGAACACCAACGCCGUGUACGCCAGUAGUCGUGGCAAUAAAGAUGAAAGUCGUAUGAGGAAUGCCGUCGCCCAGAGACACAAGAAUAUUAUGUUUCACCACUUUUUAGCCCAAAACCAGAACAGUAUUCAAACGAAAGCCAAACAACUUGAAGGGAAAGUUGAAGGGAAAGAAGAGUUGGUUGAGAGACCGCACUCAUACUCCCGGUCCUCAACGAUCACGGCGUCUGAGGCGGCUCACUGUUCCACCUCUUUUAGCCACAGCCCUACGGAUGCCGGCGCUGAUCGGGCUGUGUAUGUCUAAACAUAAGUACCGUAUUUGUCGCUUAUAUUGAGUUUAAUAUUUUGCC